CUGAGAGGAAGCCAUUUCCCUAUCAAGUGACCAGAGCUGAGAAAGAGAAACAAACAGCCCCUGACUGAUAGCUUCUCUCCUAAGGUCCGCAGGAUCCUAAGACCAGAAGCCAAGCUGUGGGACGGAAGGUGGCUUGUGGCAACGAGGGCCUAUCAGGACCCACAAGAAACCACAGAGCUGCUCGGUGCCUCCGGCCAGCGUCUUCCUCUGAAGAAGCCCUGACUGACCUGAGGACAGAGGGAGCAAACGGGGCAUGAUGCUGCCUGUGACCCACGUGCUAGCCUUCGGUGCUUGGCUGGUGACACAGAGCAAGGCUACGCCAGAUGCCCCCAAAAUCUCCAUCUUUCUGAAGCCACCGGGGGUGAUCUCACCGGGAGGCUCCACCAACAUCUGCUGCAGUUGCCAGCGUGACAGUGGGAACUUUGUGCUCUACAAGGACGGCUACCAGAUCCGUACCCUGGAGCUGCAUGGCAGCAGGGCCGAGUUCUCCAUCUCUAACGCCUCCCAGGAGGACGCAGGUGCCUACAGCUGCCAUUACACACAUGGAGGCACUGUGCUGGCUCGCAGCGAAACCCUGGAAGUCAUGGUGCGAGAUUUCCGUCUCCCCACACCUGACCUCUCUGUCCUGCCCGGGCUUGAGGUGGCUGCAGGAGCUUACGUGACUUUCCGUUGCGCCAUUGAACACUCCAGUGCUGCCUGUUACUUGUACCUGGAGGGCCACUUCACGGUGCGCUUAAACCCAGAGGAACGAGAGAAUUUCAAACUCCCCCGUGCCAGUAAAGAAAAGGAAGGCCGCUACAGCUGCCAGUGUUUCGCCAAACGUGAAUGGUCUGCUGUCAGCCAGACCCUGGAUUUGGUGGUGAGAGAUUACACCCGGACCAACGUGCUGCGCCUGGCCCUGGGUGCCGGCGUCCUGGUCCUGCUGGGGCUGAUCGUGGCCGAGGCCAUGUGCAGCCACCGGCGCCCGCCAAGGCCCUGCUAGGCGCGGGCCCUGCUCCCCUCGGACCGCCGCCCCGGGAGGCGCCGGCGCGCUGCCCGUGACUGGGACCAGUGAGGGAACACUGGGAUUCCGCCCCACCGCCUCGCAGUUGGAUAAAUAAACCGUCCCUCCCCAGCCGGCGGCCUCCGAGAGUCACUGCGGGGCGGGCGGGCGGCGGGACCCGGUGGGAGCAGCUGGGGCCGGACGGGGGCGGGGC
Messenger RNA from Phalacrocorax carbo (great cormorant), 1196 nucleotides. The record is from RefSeq and is a predicted model, not a curated record. Lineage: Eukaryota; Metazoa; Chordata; Aves; Suliformes; Phalacrocoracidae.